This is a messenger RNA of Rhagoletis pomonella (apple maggot), 2009 nucleotides long. Its product is annotated as dedicator of cytokinesis protein 7-like. Gene Ontology annotation, biological process: small GTPase-mediated signal transduction; positive regulation of GTPase activity. NCBI's taxonomy places the organism in Eukaryota, Metazoa, Arthropoda, Insecta, Diptera, Tephritidae. Gene Ontology annotation, molecular function: guanyl-nucleotide exchange factor activity. The record is from RefSeq and is a predicted model, not a curated record.
AGCAUAAUGGAUCGCGGUUUUGUUUUUGGUCUCAUUAAAACCUAUUAUAAAAUGCUAAUUUCGAAGAAUGCAUCCAUACCCGAUUUGAUGAAUUACAAAAUAGAUUUUUUGCUUAUUGUAUGCAGCCAUGAACAUUUUUCGGCAUUAAAUUUGCCAAUUGGCACGCCCUAGACCACGGUUUCAGCUCCCUGCAGUCCAACACCGAGCACAACGUCGAGCAAUAGUCAAACUUCUUAUAGCUCCAUGGAGCGCGCAUUGCAUGCAGAUUUGAGCGCUGAUUUUCGCCAGCAACACUUUCUGGUCGGCUUGGUGCUUCGCGACUUGACGACAGUGCUCGAAGAGCCCAAUCCUCAGCUGCACGGCAAAGCCAUUCGUUGUAUCCGCAAUCUAAUGACCUCACACGAUCUAGAUCCACGGUAUAACGAGGUUGAGGCGCGCGCACGCGUUGCUUCGCUCUACCUCCCUUUGCUAGGUGUUGUCAUGGACGCCAUACCGCAGCUGCACCAAUAUCUCACAGACACACAUGAUCGCCUGCAAAGCAUUGGUCUGCUUGAAGAUUCAACGAUGAGUGCCGACUUCGCCUACGCCAUCUCUGCCCAUCGCGCAUACAACUAUCUCAAUGAUCAAAUCAAAAAUAAAUCACAAUUAAGCAGUGAGAAUACACGUCAUUUGCUCGCCUGUUGCAUUUGGGUGUUGAAAAAUCUUGAACGUAGCGUCUUAUAUCGGUGGCUACUCGGUCUCAGUCCACAUCGCGUGCAUCAAAUGUUACAGCUCUUGAACACUUGUAUAGCCUGUUUCGAGUAUAAGGGCCAAAAGCGGUUGCCCUCACUUAAGCGCAAUACGCAAAGUUUUCGUAAGCCAACCGAUUUGAAAGAGAAGCUCGAAGAGUGUAUACGUGGUACCAACUCGGCGCGCUAUGAUCUGAUAAACAGACGCAAAGAUCGCAAUUCGACAGAGAAAUUUUGUUGGCGCAAAGAUCAAAUGUACCGUUCGCAAUUAUCCGAUAAUACCAAAAAAGCAGAUCCGGAAUUGGAGUUAAAUCAUUUUAUUGAAGGCUCUUUAGCCACUGAAAUUUCGUUGAUUAUUUUAGAUGUUUUGGAAAUUAUUGUACAGGUUUCCACAAAUUCGGAAAUGCAUCACAUCCUUUUGGGUACAGUUUUGAAAGUGUUGCUGCAUGCACUCUCACGCAAUCAAAGUACAUUAUCGCUUCAAAAUCAGUUUGCUUCGCAGCGCGCAUUAAUUUUCAAAUUCCCCAAUUUGCUGUUCGACGCAGAGACGGACAUUUGUGCGGAUCUUUGCUUGCUUUUGUUGAAGCACUGCGGCUCAUUGCUGCCGGCUAUACGUUCACAAGCUUCAGCUUCGCUGUAUCUGCUCAUGCGACAGAACUUCGAGAUUGGCAAUGCCUUCAACCGUAUUGCACAGCUACAGGGUAAGCGGGUAUUUGGUACCUAUUUCCGUAUGGGUUUCUAUGGUGCAAAGUUCGGUGAUUUGGAUCAGCAGGAAUUCAUUUACAAGGAGCCGACGCUAACUAAGUUGCCGGAGAUUUUCAGUCGACUGCAGAACUUUUAUGCCUACCGGUUUGGUCCCGAUUCAGUGCAUAUAAUAAAGGAUUCGAACUCAGUGGAUGUAAAUUCACUGGACCCCGAGAAGGCCUAUAUACAAAUAACCUACGGGGAGCCUUAUUUCGAAACCUACGAGAUACGACACCGCGAGACACACUUCGAACGCAAUUUCAAUAUAAAACGAUUCAUAUUUGCCACACCAUUUACCAAAUCUGGUAAGGCACACGGUGAUCUGCACGAGCAGUGCAAGCGGAAGACCAUACUCACCACAGCCAAUCAUUUUCUGUAUGUGAAAACACGCAUACAGGUAAUUGCGCGGCAGCAAAUCAUACUCGACCCCAUCGAAGUGGCCAUUGAAGAUAUACAAAAGAAAACGGCAGAGCUGGCGGCUGCCACCAAACAAGAGCCUGCCGAUCCGAAAAUAUUACAAAUGGUGCUGCAAGGUUG